Molecule: messenger RNA, 8049 nt
Organism: Centropristis striata (black sea bass)
Lineage: Eukaryota; Metazoa; Chordata; Actinopteri; Perciformes; Serranidae
Gene: rhobtb4
Product: Rho related BTB domain containing 4
Exons: 12
Coding region: 414-2579 (721 amino acids)
Biological process (GO): small GTPase-mediated signal transduction
Molecular function (GO): protein binding; GTP binding; GTPase activity
Source: RefSeq, a predicted model, not a curated record
AAGUCAAACAGUCUUUCAUUUUACGCUGUGUUAUUCUUUAAAAUGGGAUGUAAAUAAAUACAAUAAAUAUAAAUAAUUAGAGACGAGAUCAGACAGAUGCGACGUGGAUGAAAUGCAUGUGAUAAUAUUUCGUGGACAAAUCCCUCGUGCAUCUGUGAUGUAAAGUCAGAGACGAAUCAUUUCUUAAGAAAAAAUAAAAGACUCAUCCAGCCAUGACGAGCAGCGCUGCUGUGUAAAAACAAACAGACAGACAAAAGAAAGUCGAGUUUAAUGGGGAGAAGCGAGAGACGAGCGCUGCCCAGAAUAAACUGAAAGGAAAAGAGCAGCGGAGAGGUGUGAACUGAAAGUGGACGUCGAGGAGAAAGAGACCUGAACUGAUUCCAGAGGUGAAUGUCUGUCAAAGGGCCCUCUCCAUGGAUAUAGACACAGACUAUGAGCGGCCCAAUGUGGAAACCAUUAAAUGUGUGGUGGUAGGGGAUAAUGCAGUAGGCAAGACCAGGCUCAUCUGUGCCCGGGCCUGCAAUGCCACCCUCACACAGUAUCAGCUGCUUGCCACCCACGUGCCAACCGUCUGGGCCAUCGACCAGUACCGUGUAUGCCAGGAGGUGUUAGAGAGAUCUCGUGAUGUCGUAGAUGAGGUCAGUGUGUCCCUGAGGCUGUGGGACACAUUCGGGGAUCAUCACAAAGACAGACGAUUUGCCUAUGGCAGGUCUGACGUAGUGGUGCUUUGCUUCUCUCUGGCGAAUCCCAAUUCCCUGCGCCACGUACGCACCAUGUGGUUUCCGGAGAUCAAGCACUUUUGUCCCCGUACACCCAUCAUUCUGGUUGGCUGCCAGCUGGAUCUGCGCUAUGCCGACCUGGAUGCAGUUAACCGUGCACGCAGACCCCUUGCCAAACCAAUCAAACCUACAGAUAUCCUUCCCCCAGAGAGAGGCCACGAGGUGGCAAAGGAGCUUGGGAUUCCGUACUAUGAGACCAGCAUUGUUGCCCAGUUUGGAGUCAAAGAUGUUUUUGACAAUGCCAUCCGAGCCGCCCUCAUCUCCCGUCGUCACCUGCAGUUCUGGAAGUCCCAUCUGAAAAAAGUCCAGAGGCCCCUUCUCCAGGCGCCGUUCCUGCCUCCUCGCCCACCUCGUCCCAUAGUGGGCAUCCCAGAUCCCCCUCCCACAGACGGCGAGGGCCCUGAUUCCCUUUUCUGCCAGCCACUGUGUACAGAUGUUCUUUUCCUUCUGCAGGGUGGUGCCACUCGCGUCUUUGCACACAAAGUAUAUCUGGCUACUUCCUGCUCCAAGUUCUAUGACCUCUUCACCCUUGAUCUUGGUGGAUCAAGCGUGGGGCCGCGGGGGGAGGAACAGGACAACAAGGAAAACUUGGAGAGUGGGGAGGAAGAUGAGCAGAGCAGGAGAGGAGCCAAGGAGCAAGCUGGUCGCACUAAAAGCCUGGACAUUGAUAAGGACGGGGUUGAUGGAGGAGUGCGGGGCCUGAAUCGACCCCAGCUGCUCCAGCAGGGCUCUUUGAGGACUUCCCAGAGUGAUAAUGCACUCCCUUCACGAGCCCACUACUCCCUGGGAGCACUAGGGACUGGUCGAGCACUUUCAGGAUGGGGAAGGGGGUUCCUGAGUGUGUGUCUGGAGCAUGUUGAUGAUCCCAUGACUGGACGACCACGACUCAUGACUGUGGUCGCCAUGGAUGCGCUUAUCCAGGAAGAACCAUUCAAGGCGGUUCUCCAGUACCUGUACACUGGCAGUCUGGACGAGGGCCGAGGGGAUCUGAUGCAAGUGGCCACCAUCGCAGAGCUGCUCGAAGUGUUUGACCUACGCAUGAUGGUGGCAAAUGUCCUCAACAGAGAGAGCUUCAUGAACCAGGAAAUCACCAAGGCUUUCCACGUCCGCAGAGCAAACCGCAUCAAGGAGUGUCUCAACAAAGGGACCUAUGCUGAUGUGGUGUUCCGACUGGACGAUGGCUGCCUCCCGGCCCACAAGCCCCUGCUCAUCUCCAGCUGCAACUGGAUGGCCGCCAUGUUCCGUGGCUCCUUCAUGGAAAGCUAUAUUGAGGAGGUAUCCAUUCCUAACACCAGUACAGCCUGUAUGCGUGGUGUAUUGGAGUUCCUGUACUGUGGCCUGCUGACGCCCUGUCCUGGUCUGGAUCCCAUGGAACUAAUUGUUCUCGCCAACCGUCUGUGUUUGCCACGCCUUGUCGCCCUCACAGAACAGCACGCUGUGGAUGAGCUUCUCCAGUUGGCAGCGAAAGGAGGUGACAUUGAUGGACAAGUGUUGGCUUACCUCGAGCUUGCACAGUUCCACAAUGCCAAGCAACUAUCGGCUUGGUGUCUCCAUCACAUCUGCACUAAUUAUAAUAGCAUCUGCCGCAAGUUCCCAAAAGACAUGAAGGUUAUGUCUCCAGAAAACCAGAGGCACUUUGAGAAGCAGCGCUGGCCUCCUGUGUGGUUCCUGAAGGAGGAGGAUCGCUAUCUGCGCUCCCAGAAAGAGCGCGAGCGCGAGGAGGAGAUCUUGCGCAAGCAGCACACCAAACGAGGCUGGUGUUUCUGGAGACACCCGUCCUCCUCUCCGCACAUCUCCUAAAGGGUUUCGUCCACUGACUUCUUCAUCCUGACCUGGGUCAUCCCACCCAGGAUAACUAACCCCCCUGUAAUGCAUAUAGAGGAGGUCGACUUCCAACCCUCUAUCAGUGGAGAAAUGACUCUGAGUGUUACUAUGCCUGAAUGUCAGCAUGUUUGGGGGAAUGUAUGUGCCUCUUUAUAAUUGUGGGUGACUUUAUGAGUGCAUUUUGGUAUGCUUGUGUGACAAGUGUGGACUUAACUGGUAUGUGCGUGGAUGUGUGAGUGUAUGUUUGCGGUUGGCAUGAUUGAGUGAUGCUUCCGAGUUGAGUGCUUCCCAGACGCCCUGAUCUUUAAGGGCCUGCAGCGUUGCAGUUGUCCCCUCCACAAGAGCUCUGUCCUUCCACCAGCACUCACAGUGUCCCAGCCUUUGAGUGAUUGGACUGGGAGCAAGGGCUCUCUAUCUCUCUCAGUCUCCUUCCGUCACAUUGACCUUAAUGACUAUUACACAUUGACCACUGCAGCUCCUCUCGGGAGCUUACCUCUGCCUUCACUUCUACGCAGACUGUUAGCUUGCACACGCAGACCGGUGCAGAACAUCCACCCCUCUAAAAACCAGCACUGGAUUCCCAGGAACUGACACUUAACAAUGUAAUUAUUAUAAUUUUGCUAUUAUUUGACCUUUUUGUAUAUUUUGUUGCGCCUUCUAGAACACUCUUAUCAGGGGAAAUGGCGCACAUUACUCCCAGGAAGUGUUGAGAAACGUGAUUGUCAUUGCAACACUGGGACUAAUUUAGAGCCCAGGUUUGGGUGUAAGGGCAACCUUAAAACCAUAAACAAGUUGUGAUGCUCCAGUCAGGAGGCUUGAUCACAGCUAUUAGCCUCGAGUGUAGUAUUGAAGUGGUCCUCGGUGUCCAUCAUCCACCCCUGCACCUUCCACCCCCCUCCUCCUGCACACCACAUGUGCAAAAAAGCAAAACACAAGCUCUCCUUGAUGAGUUGGAUUCACCAAUCUGCACUUCAGAGACAUUCAAAGUGACCACUCUAUAGCAAUGAUGGGGGUAAAGAGGGCUAGCCUUACUUGAUACCUCUGCCAUUGAGGAAUGAUGGAUGCAGUAUUAAACAAAUGCGCUUGUAACGUCCAUGACCACUUGGUUGCAUUAAAGCACCUCAGCCAGCCUGCCUUUACACCCCUACACCACUAGGGGCAGCACUGCUCAGGGCCCCAGCAUUAACCUUCACACUAAGUAACAGGAGUUUUUGUGCCUGUGAUUGCUUCACUUUAGAUUAAGAUCAGUAUAACUUCAAUCCUUGCAGUGUUAGGAGAAAGAUAAAGCACAGUGUUAUUAGUGCAUUUAAAAACGGACUGUACCUGACUAUUAAUUUUCACCUAAUUCUGAAUACCAAAGCUGUGAUUCUCUUUCUUCCUCGCUUUCUUUAUUUCUGUGUCCCUGCUUUCCUUGUUGGUGAGAAGGGAUGGAGGAGAAAAAGAGAAAGUGGUUUGCGGGAGAAGGAGGCAGUAUGAUAUAAUAUUUGAAUCCCUCCUUGUGGUGGCGUUUUCAGUCUGUGGUGUCAGGAGAAAAGUGUCCCUGUUGGACAUUGCCUUCCAUUCCUUUUGCUGGAAUUGAAAAUGGUGCUUAAGACACAAUAAGACAGUGUCCACAUGAACACAGAGACACACAUUAUAUGUUCACAGUUUAAACGUCUGUCUAGUUGUUUAGUGUUUACUUGCGAUGACCGUGCAGAUUAUUAAUGAUGGUAUUCAGAUUUGACACAUUUUUUUAAACCUCAAUUUUUCUUCUUUAUGUGCUUACAGUCUGUAAGAGGUCAUAAUAGGUCACUGAUUUUUAGAAUGUGUAGAUUUUGAUUUUACAUACAGUGGUUAUACCUUUGUACUGUCUUUAACUGCUUUUUGAAUUCAAAAACAGUGUGAUCUGUUUUGCUUCCUUGUUAACCAGGAAAAUAUUAUUAUUUAGAUUAAAUUUGCAAUUGUGAGUGUUGUCUCAAAGGAUAUGAUAUGUAACUGCAUAUGAGAGAAAAUCAGAUUUUCUUAUAAAGGGUGCUAAUUUGUUUGGGCUUUAGCACCGAAUGUGAAAACGAGACUUUGUGGUGAUGAGUUUCUAUUAGCACGUCGUUCUAUUUGUGGGUUUGCGCCCCUCAGCUUUACCCAGGCAACUGUAGGAGAUAGAUAGAUUGUGUGAGACAUGUGGUGCGUUCUGCCGUUCUCCAUGGGAGAUGUGUUGAAGUCAUUGUCGGCUACCGAAAUAGAAGUCAGAUAGGAUCUCACGAGACCCAAGUGAGAAUUAAGCUGAUUCCUCUCUGAAAAGAGUGAAAGUGGAGUAAAAGUGAACAAGUCUCAGUCAACAUUACAUGCAACCUAAAUGAUUAGGAAUUACUCCACAGAUAUUUCAGACCUAUCCCAGUGCAUUGCUUCGGGAAUUUACAAAAGAGACAUAAAGAGGACAAAGCUAGGGGACAGUUUUUGAGACUUUCAUGGCCCCCUUUUAGUUACCCAUAGAAGGGAAGGCAAUUUGAUUUAUCCUAUUGAUGGUUCUCUUGGUCCGUGUGCCUUAUAGAUGGACAAAACUAAAAACUAGAUUGGGAUUUUAGCAGCAUCUUAGUGCAAACCUGCAGACAGGUUCUGCAGUGGUUGACAUGAUGGAUACAGUAGACAAUGGCCAUGGUCAUGUUGGAUCUGUAUAAUGGGAUAUGGUGUUGCUUUAUGCACUCUCAGCCAUUGUCCUUCCUGAUUUUUGAGCAAAAUGGAGCCAUGGCUGUGGAGAAUCUUUAGGGCCUAAUGCUUGUUUUUAUGCAGAAAGGCCUUAAAUUGAACUUUCGUAGAUUGUAGAACAGUAGAUUGGUCUAAUCAUAUGGCCUUGGGUAAGGAUGUUUUCUAGAUUGCUAAUUAUUUGGAUGUAGUAGUCACACCAUGGUGGGAUAUAUCCACUGGUGAUUGAGAGGUAGUGAUUAAAUUGACUUACAGGUUAAUUCCUUUACUAUUAAAUUCAAAACCACUGACUUUGAGAAAGCAAAGCUUUUUGAUGAGCACUGGCUGGCCUGUGUGCUGGGAGAGUGCAACCACUUUUGGAAUGUGGUUAAUUUGCAUGGUGGCCUAACUUUUGUCAUUAUAAUGACUCUUGGUGUUGGAAUGCACUUUCUUCUUUUUUUGUCUAUGACUAUACCUUUCUGUGCUUAGCAUGAAUUGUUCCUUAUGUAAGAUUGUUUUUAAACCUGAUGAUUGUAGCACGAUAUUUCCACUUAAGUCUUUCAUGAUUUCCCACAACUUGCUCAGUGAGGAGCUGAAUCACCUGUCCAGCUUCUUGUUUAAGGUCUAGUUGGCACUGAACCCCAAAGUAGCUCUGUGUCUUUAUGCACAACUCAGUUUUAUGAAAUAAACUCAGCACAGCUCAAGGUAGCAUUAAUUUAAAUCAUAUGUUGGGACAUUUGCAUGAAAAACGAUUGCAGAUGAUCUCUUGCUGCUGUGCAGCUGUCCCCUCUGUGCUGUUACUGUAGUUACUAGAAACAAUCAAGCUUAUUCUUGUGAUUUUUAAGAUAAUGGAUACAGGGCCUAAAAUUGAAAAUCAUAAAAAUCAAAAUUCAAACUAAGCAUUGUAAUGCACAUAUUAUAAGAAUGUCCUAAAUGGCUGAAAGCCAAGUGUAAUGUAAUGUGAAAGAGGAAUUGGGUAAAGCAUGAUGCAUGUUUUUGGGGUUAGACAGGGACGUCUGUAUAUAAAGCAGCGUUUCUUAACCUUGGGGUUGGGACCCUGUCAGGGGUCUCUUGGUAUGCAUAUGGGGUCGUGGGAAAUUUCUAAAACUGAUAUAAUAAUAUUUAAUAAAUUAAACACUGUAGACUUGAAAUAUAUGUCAUAAUCACUAUAAUAUUUAUUUGAAUAUUUGAACCUCCAGUUAAUUGAGUACUUAUUGGUGAAAUUUUAGAGUUGUGGGAAAAAGAGAUGGAGUCAUGGGCCAGAAAAGGUUGAGAAACCCUGAUAUACAGAGAGAUGUGAAAUUUUAAACCUUGCCAGCUUUAUUCAGCUCUAAAUAUUAGCUCCACACUGACCCCUACAGGCCAAAGUCCCAUUCUGAUGUAGGAUGUAGGGUUGUGUUAUUCAUCUGGAUUGUCUUGUUCUAUCUUAUCACAUCCUUUUUACUGUCACAUCUCCUCAUUUAUAUUGGGUGGAGUUUUCUUCCUUCUUAGCAGGCCUCACCUUCCUUUUUAAAUGUGAGGCCUAGCAAUUCAGAGAACACCUUGUUUUUAGUCUUUGGUGUCUCCUUUCCUGUGCCUUCAGUGAAAUCUCACUCUUUUGGCUCUGUACAGGCUGACGGUGCUGCACCUGCAGCCUUCUGGGCUCAAAAUAAAGUCGAUUAAGCCAAGAAAUACACACGUGAGCACAGAAAUAAAAGUAGGCAGCUUUCUUUAAUGUACAGUAUCUUAGCAUAGUUACCGGCUAUUUGGGUCAUAGUGAUUACUUCCAAUGACAACACAGAUAAGGAGCUUUACAAGUUCAGUAUGUAGUAUCAUUAUGCUAAUGCUACGCAACUUAAAUUAUGAAAUGACCAAGAAACCCAGCAAACCAGCAGUUUAAAAAAAAUAAUGUUUUUGCACUGUUUCUGGUGCCUGCACUUUCUAUUAUGUAGCCUAAUACAACUUUUUUGAUAAGUAUGUUAAGUCUUUAUAUUUACCAGUUUUCUUGAUCAAAAUUAUAAAAAAUAUCUUAUUACUUUUCCACUUUCUUGUGAUCUGUUUCUCUCUAAGCCAAAUUCAACGUUAUACCCUAUUGCUUCCACUAUUUAGCUGCAAUGUACUAUGUUGCAAUCAUGCUUAAAGUCAGUGUAUUUUAAGUUGGAGAACAGCAUCUGUGGACUACUGGUUGGAUAAAAGGCAGAUAUUAGCUGUGAAAACUAUAAAUAUGCUUUAAUGAAGAUAGUUGUUAUCCAAAGUACAGUACAGUGUUGUAAAUUUGAGUCACAGCUGGAAUUAACCUCUCACCUUGUAACUGCUCGCCACACUGUAUGUAUUUUCUAAGCUGGUGUAUACAUAGGAUUGUGUGCACAGGGAGGCCCAGGACAGAUGGGGUGUUUAUAUAGACAUAUGUGGUGUGAUUAACCCCUGGUCUAUACUGUCAUUUUUAAGUGGAUCGUAUAUACUGUAUAGUAUUGUUAUGCACUUUUGUUUCCAUUGACUCAUAACAUCAAUCAGUAACAUUACCUACUCAUGUUAUUGUGUGUAUUACAAAUAAAGGCAAAAGAAAAGAGCACACCACACUUAUUAAGGGCUUUCAAGAAAAUAUACAACAAUCAGAAUGUUUUGCUGCUGUUGCAAAAAUGUUUUGAAACUAAAAAUUUGUAAUAUUUUUGAACCACUGUGAUUUGUACAAAAUUAAACAAAAACAAAAAAAAACUAAAGUUAAAAAAAAAAAGUUUUUUUCCUUUUUUUGCCAUUUCAGUAUUUUGAUGUUUGACAUGGAUUUUAUUAAAACUGUUAAUCUUUUGAA